GGUUUUCAGACUUUGCUGACCGCCAGGUGCCUCUUUUUCUCCCUGGCCUUUCGUUUCUCGCGGUCAGAGGGUUGUGGGUUCGGCCGGUUGCGCCACGUCUCGGCGUGGCUGAAGACGUGCCAACUGAUCGCCCGCAUCGCGAGGUACCUCCGGCCAAGGCCUUUGGCGCGAGAUCGGCACGAAUCCACGAGCUCCGCCGGCGGGAUGGUGGGCACCGCUGGUUUCCUUUUGGUCUUUGGUUUCCCUUGAAACGAAUCAAAAGGCUAGACUCCUAGACCUUUGGAUGUGGCGGGGUGGGUCUUUUCGCACCUUUCGCGGGGUGGGUCCUAGCGGGCUCAAGUCUUUUUCCCUGGUUUGCUGCCAUGGCUGGUUGGGACAGGUAUGGCGAGGAGAAGAAGUACAGAAAAGAUGUGGCUAUGAAUGACAAUCCAAAGCACGUAGGUGAGCCUUUGAGAAAACUGACCUUAGAAGAUAGGUUGGAACUGCGGCGCCAGACGCGAGAGCGCGAGAAGAAGAGGGCAGUGCUCGCCGCCGAGAUCGACGAGGAGGGCGAAGGGGAUGAGCCCGUUUUGGCGAAGUGUGCCAAGGUUAGUGAUAGCAAGGAGGCGGACCUCGACAUCGUUGUGCCGCCCACCAAGUCCAAGGCCAAGGAAGUGGUCGACCUCGCCGAGGAGGACGGAAAGCGCGCCGCCGCCAUCCGAAGACGGCGGCGGGCCAUGAAGGCGAAAAAGGCCACGCCCGAAGCGCACCCGGAGGUGGAGGUCCUGGAGUAGUGCCUCGGCCUCGGCUCAUCGCGAGCUGAGAGGAAAGCGCGAGCGAAGCGUUUAGCUUUGCUUGGGGCCAAGAGGGCGAAGAGGGCAUCUAGAAACCAGCUGUUAACUGGACAGCUGAGUAGGGCUGAGAAAUUAUGGCUUUCACCCAAGCACAAGAAGCUCGGCACGAGCUUGGCAAGAGAAAAAUCAGAAA
This is a messenger RNA of Effrenium voratum, 966 nucleotides long. NCBI's taxonomy places the organism in Eukaryota, Dinophyceae, Suessiales, Symbiodiniaceae. The record is from the annotation of a GenBank genome assembly.